AUGAAUUAUUUACAGAUGGAGGGCAAGUUGCUCUAUUUAGCGCCUGUGGUGCUUUUCGCCUUCCUUCUACAGGAUGUAGCAGGGCAAACUUACUACAACUACUAUUCACCAAAGGGGUACUACGGGCGUAACCUGUACGAGCACGGACGUUCUAUUUCUGACGACCUGGUGAAAUGCGGUCCCCACACUUGUGGGGCUGGCGCGCACUGUACGCAUGGAACCGUGCGCCCCGUGUGUGCUUGCCUGCCUGGCUACUCGGGAGACCCGCUAUCACAGUGCAUCAAGAUUGAAUGCGUCAGCAACGACGAUUGCCGCAGCCAUCAGUCGUGUGUGAACCAACACUGCAUCAACCCGUGUGAAGGAGCCUGCGGUAAUAAUGCUAACUGCGAUGUCCGUGAGCAUGUCCCAGUUUGCUCAUGUCCUCCAUCGUACACCGGUAAUCCAUUCAGCGGCUGCAGGGUCGCUGAUCCAGAGGAAGCUUGUCACCCAUCUCCAUGUGGUGUCAACACUAAGUGCCACGUGGCCAACAACCAAGCCAUUUGUACUUGUCUUCCUGGAUUCAAAGGUAGCCCGCUGACUGGUUGCACGCAUGAGUGCGAAGCGGACAGCGACUGUGCAACGAAGCAGUCUUGCCGAGACUUCAAGUGCGUGAGUCCGUGCGGCGACUGCGGAGUCAAUGCUGACUGCGAGACCGUGUCCGCUCACCGCGCCAUAUGCAAGUGCCCCAGGGGUUACUUCGGCGACCCAUACCGUAUCUGCACCGCCGAGUGCGAAUCUGACAGCCAGUGUCCGAGCUACAAACCGGCGUGUUUGUACAACGCCUGCGUGAAUCCUUGCACUAACGCUUGUGGUGUAAACGCCGAUUGUAAUCUCCGCGGAUUAACGCCCGUAUGUUCAUGCCCUAGGAACAUGACUGGCGAUCCUUUCACAUUCUGCAGGCCUUUCGAAGCACGUGAUCUCUGUGAGCCCAACCCAUGCGGUAAAAACGCUAAGUGUACUCCGGGCCACGACCGCACAGGUGCCGAGCGCCCAGUGUGUACCUGCCCUUCCGGAUACAUUGGCAACGCCCUCGUAGCAUGCGAGCGAGGUGAAUGCGAGCUGGACUCUCAGUGCGCUGAUAACUUGGCGUGCGUGGGCUUCCAGUGCGUGGACCCGUGCUUAGGAAACACACAGUGCGGUUCAGGCGCCGUUUGUAUGGCGCGUCGUCACAUUGCUGUCUGCACCUGCGCUAACGGUCACCUCGGAGACGCCCUUAUAAACUGUUACGAGACAAAUUCAGUAGCAGCUUCUCGCUACUACAGAUUCAAACGUGAUGGAAACUACACUUCAGAACCGGAAGCCCCGACCAUUACUGCCACAGAAAUCGUUGUUGAAGCCACUCCUAAGCCAAGCACCGACAAAGUCUUAACCAAAAAGGUCGAAACCAAAAAGGUCGAAACUGAGAAAUUGAAAACCGGAAAAAAACAAUAA
Parnassius apollo (apollo) is the source of this 1470-nucleotide messenger RNA. The record is from the annotation of a GenBank genome assembly. Lineage: Eukaryota; Metazoa; Arthropoda; Insecta; Lepidoptera; Papilionidae.